AUGACGACGCUCACCAGCACAAUCACGACGAUGUUCAACAGACUACCCAUCUACACGCGGCCCAAGGAGCCGGCAAUUGGCUACCCGACGCUGACCGAGAGCACAAACACGCAUCUGACGGGGCAGAUCUUGGGGCUGGAUGGAAGGCCGAUACCGCUGCCAAGCAUCGGUGGGAACCCGUAUACCAUUGGGUAUAAGAUUGCGAGCUUUAAGGGUUUGCCGGACAUUCCGAGCGUAGGAUCCAGCCUGCGCGACGACUCAUACGGUUCUUCAGAAGACUCUGAAGAAGAAAGCCUGCGCCCACCCGCCCCUCUGAAAAUCAAAAACCUCAGCACUUCCACUGCAUCUUCCUCAGAAUCAACACUCACCCACAAAAAGACGGAAAGCAUGUCAUCCUCAAACUCAUCCCCGCGCCUGCCCCCACCGCAGCAGCAGCGCAAAGGAAUCCACCGCAAGCCCGCCCCGCCUACAAACCCCAACUUCUCCAUCAGCGCCAAAUCCUCCGCCGAGACGAUCCGUGGCAAGUCCACUACUCCAGAAGGAAGCUCACGCAGAGGCUUUGGGCUUGGGAAUGUAAAGGAGAAAGUUUCUGGGCGCCGCAGGCCGGUGGAGACCCCAUCAUACUCGUCGGACCACCACAACAGCGACAUCCUGGACCCGCUAGAAGCGCCCUCCCCCAUCGCUCUUGCAAAGCCGCCAAACUUUGUCUCGAUUGAUGACUGGUUGGACACACGUGAGCGGGAAGGCCUCCAUAGAAGGAGCAACACCGUCACAACUGUCAACACUGUAGCGACUAGAUACAACGACCCCAUCCGGCUGCAUAUCCGCCAGUCCACCUUUGAGCCGCUCCCAACACCGCACGAGCUAGCACUGUCAGAGAGUAUCCCAUCGAUGCCGCAAAUUCCGAGCCAGUAUAAAUCGGCCGUCAGCAAGAUCAGCAUCCCGAGCGCGCCGCUACCAACCCAGGAGGUCAGGCGCCCAAAGACGCCGCCGCCGCAGCUAGAGGAGGAGGAGGAGAAGAAACCAAGGGGUCAUAUCGAGCAGCUGGAGUGUGAGCAGGAUAAGCUCGCGACGAGACGGUCAGAUAUCAAGCGCGAGAUUUGGGAUAUCAAGCAGCUGCUGCCGCCGAACCCAAGUACGCAUAAUAGGAGUGCGAGGGAGGAUAUGAAUAAACGAUUGGCAGAGCUUGUCCAGCAACUGGCAGAUGUGGAGAAGGAGGUGCAUGAGAAUGGCAUGAAGUUGCACAGGGCCUGGCGAAGGAGGGACAAGAAGAUGGGCAUUGAGGGACCUACGCACUUGUGGGUUAGUCGUGUCAGGGAGUAA
This is a messenger RNA of Morchella sextelata, 1323 nucleotides long. RefSeq lists its product as uncharacterized. The coding region runs from base 1 to 1323 and encodes 440 amino acids. The transcript is spliced from 2 exons. Lineage: Eukaryota; Fungi; Ascomycota; Pezizomycetes; Pezizales; Morchellaceae. The record is from RefSeq and is a predicted model, not a curated record.